This is a messenger RNA of Medioppia subpectinata, 612 nucleotides long. The record is from the annotation of a GenBank genome assembly. Lineage: Eukaryota; Metazoa; Arthropoda; Arachnida; Sarcoptiformes; Oppiidae.
AUGUUUUAUACGAAUCGUUUGUGUGAACCGGACUUUACAAUUGAUUCGGCAUUUGUGGACAAAUACUGUGAUUUGGGAUCAGAUGUCAUCACUCUGUUUGCGGACAACACUGUCUAUCAAUUGACUAUCAAUACAACGGAUCCCAUAAAUCCUGUCUUUGUAUACAACAGAUCUCAACCAUUGAAAGAGUGGUCAAAAAGAUAUAUAGGAGAUUUCGUUAAGUUUGGUCACAGUUAUUAUCAUUUAAUCCCUAAACUCAAGAAUAUAACCUAUAAUAAGCUAACUAUCGAUGAGAUUCGUAGAUAUUUGUCACAAACGACGGCCGGCUUUGCAUUCAAUGACUAUUUCUAUUUGUUUGCCGGCAAUCGUGUCUGUCGUCUCAAUUACAAGACUUUCAGAUUUGACGACAACUGUUUGACACAAACCAUCGAUCAGUGGAUACGUAGAUAUUUGUCACAAACGACGGCCGGCUUUGCAUUCAAUGACUAUUUCUAUUUGUUUGCCGGCAAUCGUGUCUGUCGUAUGCAUAACACGACUCUCAGGUUUGACGACAACUGUUUAAAUCAAACCAUCGCUCAAUGGAUUGGUUGUGGAAAUGAAGAGAUAGUGUAA